GAGCAUUUUGUAAUCGAGACUGGUUUGUGACGUGCCACAUGUUUCUGCAAGCUUAACCUGCACAAAAGCGGGCAAAAAUAAAGCCUGAAGCGGAGGACAGCAUACAUGCGAGGGUGCGAGACGCAAUCACAGAGGAAAUGGAAUAUUUCGAGAUCUUACACAUUCAGUGAUGUGCUUUUUUAUCGAGAGAUGCGAUGACAUCAAGGGCCAGGGCCCAGGGGAAGCGCCAACACCGUGUCCUCUUCGCACAUUCGUCACCAGACACGACCACUGACGCGCUGAUACUCCUGGUGCAGUCCGGGUGACACAGACACCCCUAAGGCAUCUCUACUGUUUCCACUGUGCUGUCACCUGUGCCUCACUUUCCCUGUGUGUCAGCAUGGCACUCUGGGUAGUGUGGGUCCUCCUGGCAUUUCUGUACUCUUGCCAGGCGCUGCUCAUCCCCCGAGUCUCCUUCGCCAUAGGUAGUCCAGGUAGACUGUUCACCCACUUCAACAAUCCUGGCAUUGGGAACACCACCACGCUAUUGCUAAGCGACGAUGAGGCAAUGCUCUUUGUGGGUGCACGAGAUGCUGUGAUCUCAUUGGACGUCAGCCGUCCAGGUGUCAUGGAGAUAAGGAGUAAGCUGGACUGGUCCCCAUUGUCCAAAGACCUGGAUGGUUGUGCCAUGAAGGGCAAGAAAAAGGCGGACUGCCCCAACUUCAUUCGGGUGCUGCAGUUCCUGAACUCCACUCACAUGUACGCCUGUGGGACCUUCGCCUUCAGUCCCCGCUGCAUCUACAUUGACUCCCAAACGUUCGCCCCUGUGACUGGCCCCAGCGGCAAGCCGGACGAAGGUCGAGGCCGCUGCCCGUACGACCCUUACCAGAGGAACACGGCCCUCAUUGUUGACGGGGAGCUGUACACGGGCACAGUGGCAGACUACAGGGGGAACCGGCCUGUCAUCUCACGUCACCUGAGCGAGGGGAGCCACAUCGACCUGAAGCUGGACGACACGCUGGGCUGGCUGGAAGAACCCACCUUCAUCAGUUCGACCUUCAUCCCCAGCGAGGAGAAGGUCUACUUCUUCUUCAGUGAGGUGGGGAGAGAGUAUGACUUUAUCGACAAGUUCACUGUAUCUCGCAUCGCCCAGGUCUGCACGAGUGACGUAGGGGGCCAGCGUACACUGCAGAGACGGUGGACCACCUUUGCCAAAGCACAGCUCCUCUGCCAGUCGGAGAACGAGCUGCCCUACAAUGUACUCCAGGACAUCGUCACCCUCCUUCCACCAGAGGGCGUCUCCUCAGACGAAACCCUGUUCUAUGGCAUCUUCAGCUCCCAGUGGUCCGUAAACUCUGGGCGCUCAGCGGUGUGUGCGUUCCGACUUGGGGACGUCAAAGCGGUUUUCUCAGGGAACUACAAGGUGCUGAACCGCGACACACUGAGAUGGAGCACCCGAGUUCAAGAAAAGGUCGCAAAUCCUGGAGAGUGUGGGCUGCACAAUGCCUCUGACAAUACCCUGAGGUUCGUGAAAGAGAACUUCCUGGCAGAUGAGAGCGUUCAUCCUGUAAGCCGGGGCCUGGCCCUGGUUUCUCCUGACCAGCUGUACAGCAAGGUUGCAGCCCAGAGGACCCGUGGAGCCAACGGCAAGAACUACACUGUACUCUUCCUGCUCACAGAAUCUGGCUUCCUUCACAAAGUGGUGCUGCUGGAUAAGGGACCCCACAUCAUUGAGGAGCUCCAGGUCUUCCAGCAGCCGCAGUCUGUGAAGAAUCUGCUCCUCUCUGUCAAGAAGGGCGUGGCUUUCGUGGGCUCCUCUGAGGGUGUGCUCCAGGUGCCAGUAUCUAACUGCUCCUUCUACUGGAGCUGCGCCGAAUGCGUGCUGGCCCGGGACCCCUUCUGUGCCUGGGACCCUGCUCGUAAGGUCUGCGCUGAUGUGUCCAGCAUACAGGGCGACGCCGUGCAAGAUGUGGAGGGGGGCAAUGUGAUAGACACAUGUAAACCCUCUACCAUAAACCCUAAAGCGAAACUGGGUCAACCCACAGUCGUCUGUUCCCCGGGUGAGCAGCUGUACGUCUCCCUGAAUGAAGUGGUGAAGCUCCAGUGUCCCGAAGCCUCCAAACUGGCGUCACUGCACUGGGAGCGGCCCAACAGCCGGCUCUCCCAGGACCUCUACCUGCAGCCGGGCAACGGCAGCCUGCAGUUCCUGGCCACGCCCGUCACGCUGGGCCACUACAUGUGCGUCUCGGUGGAGAACGGCUUCAAGCAGACCCUGGCCAUCUACUCCGUGAAACAGAGGAACAGCGGCACCACCACCCAAGCCGUCAGCUCCACCCGCGUGCCUAACCGGCCUACAGCAGACACAGGGAGGGGGGCGGGGUCCAAGACAAAAAUGAUGGCGCCCACCACAGUUUCGAAAGGAAUGGGCGCCAUCACUCCGAGAGUGACCAGGAACUUGACCUCAGUCAACCAGCCAAGGUUAACCGAGGCUAGGCAGUCCAUGGACAAUAGUAGCUACUUUGAGGAGCUGGUGGUAGUGUCCGUCUUGCUGGCACUGACGCUGUGCGUGCUGAUGCUGGGGGCAGUCUUUACGCUGCGGCAGAGGUGCAGGGGUAGAACCGCGCCUCAGGUCUGUCCCAAGAAUGACUCCGAGACGGGCAGCCUCCAGGAGCAGGACCCCCUCACUGGCACUGCCAAACAGAACGGGGUGGUGCACAACGGACUGGUGCAAAACGGGCUGGCGCACGGCAGAAGCCCUUCGGUGAAGAACAGUUCGCCAAGGGCGUCCAACGGGUACUUGCCCAACACCCCUAUGUAAUCAUCAUGGGCAGUCUCACCGUGAAGCUACUAGACUCUGAAUCAGCAGAGCAGGAAUGCGUAGACUGGGCUAAAGCCAGAAGGAUCAGUGUACUUUCACGUACAAAUGAAGCAAAGACUUUGGUUUCUGCACGUUUGAGCGGCCUCUGUGAUUCAAACAUGUAACAGAACUCUAUGCUUCUGCGCUCCACUGGGGGGCAGUAGUGUGUUUUGUGAGUGUGAGUUGAUGUGUGUAAAUACAUUACAUACGAUUAUAGACUGCUUUUAUAUAUUCCCUGAAUUGCAGAAGGGUCAAUAUGCAGAUCUGUAGAAUGUAUGUGAACUUAAAUGUGUCCAAACACUGCCUCUACCCCCACCCUCCAAAAAGUAAACUGCAAACGGGACACCAAAGGCCUGCAAGACAUCCACUCAGGUUGUAGGCAUUGAAGUGAUAGAGGUUGUGCAUGAAACAACAUCGCCUUCUCUUUCUUUUACUCUUUUUUUACUGCCUGGGUUUGCACUGUUAAAUCUGUACGAGUCUUCUGUGCUGCGUCUUAUUCAUAUUAGACGCAUAAUCCACUAGAUUUUCAGUCUAGUUUUUCAGUCUUAUUUAUUCUUUUAUUUUUGUUUCUGUUUAAAUAUGAAGCUAAAAACUUUAAUGUUCCUGUUUCUCAUUUUCCGAUG
Messenger RNA from Megalops cyprinoides (Indo-Pacific tarpon), 3459 nucleotides. RefSeq names its product sema domain, immunoglobulin domain (Ig), transmembrane domain (TM) and short cytoplasmic domain, (semaphorin) 4Ab (gene sema4ab). Gene Ontology annotation, molecular function: semaphorin receptor binding; chemorepellent activity. The record is from RefSeq and is a predicted model, not a curated record. The transcript has 15 exons. Gene Ontology annotation, biological process: negative chemotaxis; negative regulation of axon extension involved in axon guidance; neural crest cell migration. Lineage: Eukaryota; Metazoa; Chordata; Actinopteri; Elopiformes; Megalopidae. Bases 380 to 2797 code for a protein of 805 amino acids.